UCCCUUCGGCGCGAACUGUCGAACAGUUAGUUUGUUUAAUUGUUUCCUACAAAAGUAUAACUUUUCACGAUUUUGGGUGCAUAAGGAUACCGAGAUGGACUUUGACAAUGCAAAGGAGAACAUCCAGCCGCUAGCCAGUGGUCGCAACGUGAGCAUACUGCAGGCCUCGCUCAGCCAAGACUCUGCGCACAGCCAGGAGCUGCUGGCGCAUCGCAAGCAAAUGGAGGAGGAGGUGCGCUCAUACGCUGGUGAGGAUCCACUGGAACCAUGGUACAAGUACAUCUGCUGGAUCGAGCAGAGCUAUCCGGCAGGGGGAACUGGCUCCGGUCUGCAGGCGGCCCUUAUCCAGUGCCUUACCAAAUUUGAGGAGGACGAACGCUACCGCCAGGACAAGCGGCUCAUCAGGCUCUUCAUCAAAUUCAUGGAGAAGCAGAAGGAUCAGAUCGAGUUCUAUCAGCAGAUGUACAACAAUGGGAUCGGAACCAUGCUGGCCGACUUUUACAUUGCCUGGGCCUACAGCUAUGACCUAAGCGGCAACAUGCGCAAGGCCGACGAGAUUUUCCGCCUGGGCCUCGAGUGUCGCGCCGAGCCGCUGGAGGAGCUGAGGGAGGCGCACCAGCACUUUGGCUAUACGGUGGGCCAGCGCUUGCUCUACACCACUGGCGAGGAGGCCAACGCGGUCAACCAAGAGCUGAACGAGCGGCGGCUGGCGCUGCAGUCGCUGCACGGUCGCCGUCAGCGGGACACCAACAUCAUUACAGUCGGAAGUGUACGCACCGGGGCCGCGGUUAAGAGCGGCUUGCCAGGAUUGGUCCAGAUAGACGCUCCAAGCACCAGCGGUAUACGCAAUGCUCGUCGCAACGUGGAGGUGUUUAACGACGAAAACGCUGAAGCGAAUAUCCCGCCCCCUGUGUCCGAGUCGGAAGGAAAGUCAAGUCUGCGCUCGAUCAUUGAUGCAGCUCGCGGGCAGGAAAAUAUCAAGGAACCGGUGGCUUGGAACAAGGCGCAUGCGAAGCGCCAUAAGCACGGGAAGAUCUUUGGCACUAAUGCCGCGCCGGACCUGGGUUUUGACAUACACGUGGAUGAACAUGCGAACCCACCCAUAACCAACUACGAGCGCCGGUUCGAUCAGCCCUUCAGAUUUCCUCCAAACUUUGUGGCCAAGAACAAGCCUCAGGAGGUCUGGGUGACGCCUGUUACCAUUGAGGACGGUUCAAACGCAAAUGGAAUACCUUGCUACCAUAAGUGCCUUCUUUAUCCGCGCCCAAACCUUGAGUUCUCACCUGAGGAGUUCCGUGCUUAUGUCCAUUUAAAACGCCACCAACCACAGCAUCAAUUUGUACAACGCAACGACAAGUGGUGGGGCACGGGACAAGAGCUUAGAGGAGUCCGGUGCUAUCCGAACUUUGCAAACUCUUCUACGCCGCAACCGAGAGACGAGCUAGAUAAGUUUUGGAAGCCCCCGCAGGUGCCGGGCAUUCAGGUCGUUUUCGACAAGCUCUACAACGACGAGGAGCAGCAGGAGUACCAAUCGGAGGAGCUGCUGGCAGCCAAAUGGUGGCAAAAGAGGAAUGUCACUGUUCAUGGCGACUUUGAUAUGGAGGAGACCGUCUGCUUGCCCGGGAAUAAAAUGCCACGCCGCAAAAGUUUUUUCCCCUCUUCCUCCAGAAAAUCCAUGAUGCCGCAUCGGAUUUCCUCGGUGCAGGAGGAGAACGAGAAGGAGGAGGAAGAGGAAGAAGUUGCGAUGGUCGAAGAGAAAACAGCUCCUGCACCACUUCCGUUACCCCAGACAGCAGUUGCAGCUCAGUUGCCAGUUGUAUCCGAGCACAAAGUGGAGCCAAAUAUUGAAAUAUUUGAAGAUUCAGUUGCAUCGCCAGAUCACUUUGCGGUACCGGCUCCUCCUGUUCGCAAAAUAGAGAUCUAUGAAGAUUCGGAAGGCUCGCUGCCAACGCCAAAAACUAAGCCAUCAGAAAUCGGACCUUAUUUUGACGGGGAAGAGACGUGCUCCACACAAAUGUUCAACAUGUUCAUAAAAUCUCAAGCCGUUAGCACGCCCAAAGGCACACAAAAGCAAGCACCGUCACGCCAAUUUGGAAAUUUGCUUAAAGAACUACCACCACCGGAGGAGCCAGCUCCUGUUCCCGCUGCCGAGUCUCCUUUGCGAAAGCAGCUGUCCACCAUUCUGGAGACCUCUGAGCAUGGCACUCAAAGCUUGGCGACUAGCUGCGCCACCACCAAGUCCACCAUUACCAAUUCGUCUUCGCCGGGAUCUAACACAGUUUCUAAACUUGCAAGCAAAAAUGAAGAGUGCACUCCCGGACAAAUGCGCCUGCAGCGAAUACCUGGUUUAUCCGCGGCCGUCGUGGAGACGGAGAAAACUGGUGGCGACAACUUUUCCCGCCGCGAGUUAUGGGAACCCAAUGCCCCUAGCCUGCCGAUGCUUAAGUCCAUGCACUUUCAGGAGGAUAAGACAGAAACGAUUCCUAGGCCUCUUGCCUUCUUCCAGGAAGAGAAAACCGAAACGCUGCCACGAAUGCCCACCCAUCUGUCACAGGUUUCUUUGCUUCACCGCUCGGUGGUUGAUGGACAAUUUUCAACGCAACCAGAAUUUCCUACUCAAGAAGACGAAAACGAUUUGUGUGGAUUUUUCGGGAAGACACCGCCAAAGGUAACGAAUUUUGGCUCUUUAAAGCGCCUUUGCGAACAGACCACUACCGAUCCCUUUAUGUCGAUGAAAUGCACCCAGGAGGCAAAGAACUCCUUUGCGUUGGACACAAGUAAACCGGGAUCGGCUCUUACUAUCAGCAAGCUGGAGGAUUCCAUCAUGACCGAUCUUUCUUUUGUGCCCGAGACACAGCCUGGGACUGUGCCUAAGCCAACAACGGAAAACCAAUUCGAAAUCUUCCUUGACGAGUCGCAGGAAGAGGUUACCGCUUCAAAAAAGGUAGCUUCACUGGCCACCGGUCUUGCCUUGGACUGCACGCUGUCAGAAACGCAGCCGUCAGAAACAAAGAAUGCAGAGAGCAAGCAAGAUACUGUUGGGCAACCCCACAUGAUUGCCUCGUUCAUGAAGGAUUGCAUAGAAAUAAGCCACUGUCCUUCAGAGCUACCACCUCCGUUUGUCACAACUAAUCCCGCAAGCACUGCGUCGGUGCCCAAGUUUUCUAGCAAUUCCAUUUCAGAAUCAAAUGAUAAAUCAGGUGGUGCAAAGCAGACCGAUAAAUUUUUUGAGCUCAACGCAGCCACUGAGAUGUUUGCUACCAACAUUAGUAUGAUCAAAAAUUCCACGCUGCUACCUCCGCCUGCAAAGUUAAUUCUUCCUGUAGAAGAAGAUGAGACCGCGGAGCUAAGUAUAUACUACAAGACAACACCGGUGACCCCAAAGCAGUCGCACCGUUCCUGGUCGCGGUCUGAUUUAGAAACUCCUCCGCGGGAGCGGUUUGUUCACCCCAAAUCCAGUUUAGACCAGUCCGUACUGAACGAAACGGUGGCCGACCCCAACAGGAACCCAUUUAAAGUAGAGCUAAUUAGCUCGCUACUCGAAUCAAUAGACUUCUCCAUGUACAUCGAAAAGCUGCCCCACUGUCAUCUUGUGGGUCAUGUUAAGCGCCUGCAUCCUAAUUCCCAGCUGGAGGUGCUCAACGAGAAGUUCGAAGUGUCCAAAAUGAUAGGAAAGGGAGCAUACGGUUCGGUUUAUAAAGGACGACAUCUCAAAUCCGGCAAGAAGGUGGCCCUCAAGCAGGAACUACCGACCAACUACUGGGAGUUCUAUAUAUGCCUGGAGGUUCACAGCCGUUUAACCAGUGAGCAAAUGAUUCCAGCCUACGCACAAAUUGAUUAUGCGCUGGUAGGAAACAAUUCCAGUGUAUACAUAUCUGAGUUUUCAGAAUACGGUUCCCUAAUUGGUGUUUGCAACAAGGUUAAGAGUGUCACCAACAGAAAUUUGGACGAGUAUGUGGUAAUGCAUCUGAGCUGCCAAAUGCUUGAUAUUGUGGAUCAUUUGCACGCCAUGGGAAUCAUUCAUGCCGACAUUAAGCCGGAUAACUUUCUGCUUAUGAGACCGUUAUGUGCGGAUCCAAACGAACUGAGCCUGCAACUGAUUGACUUUGGUGUGUCCAUCGAUAUGAAGCUCUUUCCGAACAAUCAGACAUUUAAUUAUGUCCAUCAAGACAAUCUGUUCAAGUGCAUUGAGAUGCGAACCCAGCGCCCGUGGACAUUCCAGCUUGAUUUAUAUGGCUUGGUGAGCGUCAUGCACGCGUUGCUUUUUGGUCGUUACAUGGAGGUGGCGCAACGAGCUUCGACCAGUGUUUGGAUGCCAAAAACUACCGUUCCGCGUUACUUUCAGCGGCAAAUGUGGGAGAACAUUUUUCGAACUUUGCUGAAUGUUCGCGACUGUCGGACUAUGCCAAACCUUCAACAGUUGCGUACUCAGCUUAAAUAUGAACUCGUCGAGAAGGAGAAAUAUGUUGAAGAGGCCAUCAGCAAGUUCAAUAUGAUACUACAAAAAUGACUUUUGCUAUUUUUUUUUGUCUGCAAUUGUCCCUCCUAUUUUAAAUGAUUAAUAAUAUGUAUUAUAAUAAUGAGCAUUAAGAAUACUAGUUUA
Drosophila elegans is the source of this 4603-nucleotide messenger RNA. RefSeq lists its product as uncharacterized. Gene Ontology annotation, molecular function: protein kinase activity; ATP binding. Gene Ontology annotation, biological process: protein phosphorylation; mitotic spindle assembly checkpoint signaling; meiotic sister chromatid cohesion, centromeric. Bases 95 to 4510 code for a protein of 1471 amino acids. The record is from RefSeq and is a predicted model, not a curated record. NCBI's taxonomy places the organism in Eukaryota, Metazoa, Arthropoda, Insecta, Diptera, Drosophilidae. The transcript has 5 exons.